GAUUGGCUGCUGAGGCUCGUGUCACCGCGGUGGGCGGGUCCUGCUGUAGCUGAAGAUGGCUGCUCCGUGCUGGGAUCAGCAGGUCUGAAGGUGUCCGCGAUGUCCAGGGAGCAGGCGAGCAUCAGCGAGCUCCUGCUCUCACUGGACAGUUCAGAGCUGCAGGAGGCGGAGCGAGUGAGAGCCGCAGUCAACCAGCAGCUGAGUACAGACAAAGGGGGCGCUGUCCUCUCCUCCGUGGUGGAGUACUACCUGGACUCGUCAUCUUCUCAGGCCCUGCUCCUCCUCUCCUCCAUCAGGGAGCCGCAUCACAAAGUGCUACUGGAGAAGCUCAACGAGUCUGUGAGUCGAUCCGGGACCAGGCUGGGCGCCCUCACCCUGCUGGGUCACAUGAUCAGGAAACAGCUGCCGUGGGUUCAUCACAUCAGCCGCUCGCCGCUGCUGCUCUCACUGCUGCGCUGCCUCAAGACGGACAGCGAUGUGGUCGUGCUUAUCACGGGAGUCCUGGUCCUGGUCACUCUGUUACCCAUGAUUCCUCAGGCUGGGAAGCAGCACAUCAACGACUUCUUCGACGUGUUUGGGCGCCUUGCAUCCCGCAGCUGCAGAAACCCAGGUCAUGAGCCCGUGGCCCACCUGGUGCACCUCCAUGCCGGUACGUACUCGCUGUUCCACCGCCUGUAUGGGAUGUUCCCCUGUAGCUUCAUCUCCUACCUGCGGCUGCACUACAGCAUGAAGGAGAACCUGGACACCUUCCAGGAGGUGAUCAAGCCGAUGUUGGAACACGUCCGGGUUCACCCAGAGCUCAUUACAGGCACUCAGGACUACGAACUGGACCCGUCCAGGUGGAGGUGUUACGAAGUCCAUGACAUUGUGAUCGAGUGCUCCAGAGUGUCCCUGGAUCCUCUGGAGUCUUCGUGCGAGGAGGACGUUUACUGCUCGUCCUCCUCUUUGAUCACACCUCUCCCCCUGACUGUCCUCCCUCACCUGGACCUCACCUGCAGUCCUCCGGUCACAGAUGCUGUCAGCAGCUCAGGAAGUUCAGUCUGUCCUUCGGGAUCCAGAUGUGUGCCUCAGCUGAACCCGACCGCCACCUGCACGCAGCCUGACGACGUCACAUGGAGCCCCGCCAUACACUGUGGUUUGUCCACACCCCCUUCUGAACGCACUGCUUUAGGCUCCACCCACCCACUGAGCAGGAGCACCUCCAUCUCAGGUGAGAAAUUGCCUUCAUCAGCCUCCAUUCUUGAGGCUCCUCCCACUAAGGACCCCGACUGCAGCCAGGUGAGGACGGUCAAAGAUGGGGAGGGGUCAACCUGUCAGCCAAUCACUGAGGGGGAGGAGCGAGGCCUGAGUGACCUCGUUAACAACAACAGAGAAGAUGUUAAAGACGAGUCCCAGCAGCCUUUGCCCCGCCUCCUCACCUCCACCCCCACUCAGGCUUCAGGUGUCCCCCUGCCUCCCUCCUUCACCACUCCUCACCCCAGAUUUGAAGAGCCAGGCUCCGCCCUCUCGGACUACAGCCCCAGCUCUCCGUAUGACCCGCUGUUUGAGCUCGCUCUGCCCCGGGCGGCCAUGCUGUUCGUUGGGAAGACGACCCAGGAGGUGCUGGAGAAGAAGGGGGGAGGACCACAGAGGGAGAACAGAGAGGAGGAGGUGACCUCUGUCUCCCCUCUGAAGGUUUUGGACCAGCUGAUCGCCCGUGGAAACGACGCCCAUGAUUGCCUCAGCAGGAGGUUAUCAGCCGGGAGUAAGUCGGUGGAUCGGAGUCACUUUGGAGGUAAACAGCAGAGCAUGAAAAGCAAAGGCUCCACCCAGGAGGAGGAGCUUCAGUCUCUGACCAAUCAGCUGCUGCUCGUCCACGCUCAGCUCCAGUACGAGCGCUUCAAGCGGCAACAGCAUGCCGUCCGAAACCGCCGGCUGUUGCGGAGGGUCAUCAACACCACAGCGCUGGAGGAGCAGAGCGCUGCCAUGAAGUCUCAGCUCGGCGUUCAGGACGAGGAGAUCCGGAGUCUGAGGGCGAGUCUGGACGAGGAGCAGCGUCGAUACUCGGAGCUGCAGCGCGAGACACACACACGCAGCGAGCAGCUGCACACGCACAUCGCACAUCUGCUGCAGUUGCAACGAGAUGAGCAGAGAGAGAGCCAGAGACUGCAGGGUGAGCUGCAGGAGUGCCAGAGCGGACUGCAGGAUCUGGAGGCGGAGCUUCAGAAAGCCAAUUACAGGGCGUAUAAUGCUGAGCACCAGCUGACCCAGCUGUCACUCAAGCUGUGCAGCAGUGAGCAGCUGCAUCAACAGAUGUUCCUGCUGAACCAGCAGCUGGUCCUGCUCGGAGAGACCAACAAAGCUCUGCAGCAACAGCUGGAGGGUGGAGAGACACAGCGCUGCACGGAGGCGUCCAUGCUGCAGUGCAGCGUGGGUAAGGAGUUCCUGAGGCUGAAGGACAACGAUGUCCAGCAGAGACAGAAGCUGGAAGCAGCCAAUCACAGGAUCACUGAGCUGGAGAGCCAGCUGGCCAGGAAAGACCAGCUGAUCCUGAGCCAGAAAAAACUGCUGGAGGACACCAAGAACCAGAACAGGGCGGAGCUGUCGGCAUCGGAGAGCCGCUGUGCUGCUCUGAGGAGAGUUACUCAGGCGCUGCAGACCGAGAUGCUUCAGCUGUACGGUCAGAUCGCGGGAGGCGGGGCUCACCCAGACAGCGAGCCGCGGGACAUCAGCAGAUCCGACGGCGGAGGCUUACCUGAUGCUCAGGGAAGCCAAAAGUCCCUCCCCCCGUCUUCUUCUGCUGUUGGGAUCAUGAACGGAGCAGUGGAGGUCCUUUCCACCUCCCCCGUGUCCCUCUCACUCUCCCCCAUCGACUCCCCGCUGGCUGUCGGCUCCUUCCUGGAGCAACGAGCCCGACAGCUGUUCAGACCCACAGAUCAGAACCAGGAGGUGGAGGUCGGGGGGGAGGAGGAGGAGGAGGAGGAGGUGAAUAUCCAGCCAGCAAGCCCUCCACUCGGUCAGGAGGUGGAGGAGGCCACACUCCUUGUAGGAAGUCCUCAGACUGAGCCGCUGAGCCGAGCCACAGACCCCGUCGUGGCCCCCGUAGACCUGACACUCACCGUCCAACAGAGGAGACACGAACUGAGCAUCAUGGACUACGACGAGACACUGCCCGACAUCUGAGGGAGGAGGAGGUGGGCGGAGACCGCCAACGAGUUUGUUCACCUGUGUUCAGUUACCUGAAACUCAAUAGGGGGGGUCCUUGGGGCUCCGCCCUCACUCUGGAAAAGAGCAAUAAAGAUAAUAAUGAUAAGGCAAUAAGCAGGCUGAUCCAAGAUCAGCAAACUUUCAGUAACGAUUGUUAUUUAUUAGGGGAACUAAAUCUACAGCUAGCCUGGCUAGCAUCCACAAACAAAAAUGCCCUCUAAUAAGUAGCAUCCAAUCAAAAGGACAGUCGCUCCUAUCCAGUGCUGAUGGGAGUGGUCUGUUGGGCGGUCUGCUAGUGCCGCCAUAAUCUCAGCCAUAGUAGUAAUCCAUAGUUAUAAUAAAAGGAGUCAAGUUCAGGGACUCCAGUUAGCUGAGGUGAAGCCUCGCAGAUAGCUACCAGCUACAGCCGCCUGCGUCAGCCAAUUGUUGUGGAAGUUUUCCAUUAAAUAAAGCCUGCAGACGAGCGGUGAGCGGUAGCUAACAUUCUUUAAUCCAAACACACAAAGAACAGAAAACCAAGCUUGUGGAGAGCCUGCAUGACCGCGGGG
Messenger RNA from Oreochromis aureus, 3734 nucleotides. It is a transcript of the gene tsc1a, whose product is annotated as TSC complex subunit 1a. The record is from RefSeq and is a predicted model, not a curated record. The coding region runs from base 100 to 3162 and encodes 1020 amino acids. Gene Ontology annotation, cellular component: TSC1-TSC2 complex. Lineage: Eukaryota; Metazoa; Chordata; Actinopteri; Cichliformes; Cichlidae. The transcript has 22 exons. Gene Ontology annotation, biological process: negative regulation of TOR signaling; negative regulation of cell population proliferation; regulation of cell cycle.